Messenger RNA from Plasmopara halstedii, 2100 nucleotides. RefSeq names its product Protein containing repeated kelch motifs. The transcript has 2 exons. The coding region runs from base 1 to 2100 and encodes 699 amino acids. NCBI's taxonomy places the organism in Eukaryota, Oomycota, Peronosporomycetes, Peronosporales, Peronosporaceae. Gene Ontology annotation, molecular function: protein binding. The record is from RefSeq and is a predicted model, not a curated record.
AUGGGUAAGAAAAAAAGCAGCACUGACAAGGUGGCCAAGGCGCACCGACAGGAAGUCAAGAAAGCCAAACAGAGCGCGAAGGGUGCAAAAAAAGAUCGCAAGGCUUUAGGUACAGAUGAAGGUGACAUUGAACUCAUAUUGCAAGAAUUUCGCAAGAAAGAUGCCGAGCGGACUCAAGUGAUCAUCGAGGCAGUGCAACAGCCGACACCUCGAGCAAAUUUUACACUCUCUGCACUACCUUCAGGCGACAUGUUACUAUUUGGUGGUGAGUAUUUCGAUGGUGACGUUAAUGAGUGUUACAAUGAUGUAUUUAAGUGGAAUCUGGACGCAAAACAGUUGGACAUAACUGAUGGAAUCGCAUUGAACGAUGAGACAGAAAUGGUUCGAGAGACUGCGUGGAAAAGUAUAAGCUCACCAAAUACGCCACCGCCACGAUGUAGUCAUCAGUCAGCAGUAUACCGAGAACAUUUAUACGUUUUUGGAGGGGAAUUUGCUACUGCGGACCAAUUUCAUCACUAUCGAGAUUUAUGGCGAUUAAAUCUUAAGACUAAUGCAUGGGAAGAACUUGAAGUGAAAGGGGGACCAUCACCUCGAAGUGGACAUCGGAUGGUGGUCUGGAGGAACUUUUUGGUCGUGUUUGGAGGUUUUUACGAAGCAGCUCGCGAGACCAAGUGGUUUAACGAUCUUUAUCUUUUUAAUCUAGUGGAGCUCAAGUGGCAAAAAAUAGUUUAUGCUCCCCAUCGACAAGUACCGGCUGAACGAAGUGGUUGUCAAUUGGCUGUCCAUCCAUCAAAAGAUCUCAUAUUUCUUUACGGUGGUUAUGCAAAAGUUAAGAAUGCUGGGGAAAAAGCCGAAGGUAAAGUGUAUUCAGAUCUCUGGGCUUUGAACUUGACUCCAACAUUAAAACGACAAUCACCAACAUGGGAAAAACUCUCGCGAAAAGGUCAGGCACCAAGUCCACGAAGUGGUGCUGCAGUGACAGUACAUAAACAGCGGUUUAUUCUAUUUGGAGGUGUUUUUGAUGAGGAGAAGCGGCGCCAUACUAUCGAAUCCACGUUUUACAACGAUCUGUUUGUAUAUGACAUGGAUCGAAGACGUUGGUUUGAGUUUAAUUUACGUGGGAAGAAGACUGAUGGAAAACGUCGACGAAAGAAGAAAGACAAAAUGUUGGAAGGUCAUGAAAGUGACAGUGAAAAAGAAGAGGUAAAAGACUUUGAUGCGAUGUUAGAAAAACAGUUUGGGUAUGUGGAUGACGAGGGAAAUAUUGUGUACAUUGAAGAUGCUCAUGAGGAAACCAAGGAAGAUGAAGAGAAAGAUGAGUGCCAACACUUUGACCAAUCAUUUGUAAGUGAAGCUGAAGAGAAAAAAGAGGAGGAAGAAGAAUUCAUUGUGGGGGAGGAGAGCAAAAUGGUCGAUGAGUUGAAUAUUCCAGCCCCAUGUCCACGCAUAAAUCCAGCUCUGAUGAUCCGCGGGAGUACACUUUACGUUUAUGGUGGUGUUGUUGAAGAUGGUGAUCGAGAAAUUACUUUGGAUGAUUGUUGGUCUUUGGAUCUAAAGCGACUUGAUGAGUGGAAAAAGGUGCUGCCUGGCACAAUGUCGCUGCAGAUUUGGAAAGGUGAAGUAAGCGAGACUGAGGAAUCUUCUGAUGAUGACGAUGAUGACGAAGAUGAAGUUAGUGAAGAUGAAGAGAAUGAAGAGAAUGAAGAGUUUUGUGAAGAAAAGGAGAAGACAAAAGCAGUGGAACGAGCGAUGGCUAUAUUGAACAAAGAUGAAGACGAUGACGGAAAAUUGAAGAAAAGGUCAAAGAGUAAGCAAGUCAAGACGAAGGAAAGCCACCGUAAGUCUCUUCGUGCAGAGAUGGAAAAGUUGCAGGAGCAAUUGGGUCUGGACGAUAUUGCUCGAACACCACAGAUGGGUGAAAAUCUGCGCGACUUCUUUGCGCGUACUAACGUGACAUGGGCUACAGAAGUGAUGAAGCGUCCGAGUACCGUGGAGCAUGAACUGAAUGCGAAAGAGAUUAAACGGGAAGGAUUUCUGCUUGCCGAAACUCGUUAUAAGGAGCUGCUGCCAGAAAUGGAAAGCUUUAGUGUUUUCAAUUAA